This is a messenger RNA of Bufo gargarizans (Asiatic toad), 2406 nucleotides long. It is a transcript of the gene LBX1, whose product is annotated as ladybird homeobox 1. Gene Ontology annotation, molecular function: DNA-binding transcription factor activity, RNA polymerase II-specific; DNA binding. The transcript is spliced from 2 exons. Gene Ontology annotation, biological process: regulation of DNA-templated transcription. The record is from RefSeq and is a predicted model, not a curated record. Bases 666 to 1469 code for a protein of 267 amino acids. Lineage: Eukaryota; Metazoa; Chordata; Amphibia; Anura; Bufonidae.
UUUUUUCGUUGGGAUAGUAUUAUCCUGAUUCAAUAAAGGCUGGGUGUUGUGUGUGUAAUGUAAUUUAAAAAUAUAUAUGGCCAAACAAAAUGAUAGGGGUGGUGGUGAAGGGGGGGGGGGGGGGGGGAGAAAGUGACAAGUGCAUUAGGCAUUAUAAUUCAGCUGUGCUCCACCUACCAGCCCUGCCUGGUAAUUAAUGGAGCUCCCAGCCUGAAGACGCCUGCAUUAGGUAGGGAGAGGCGAGGAGAGAGCGAGAGACAUGCCAUUGGAGAUAAUUGAUUACAUCCCAAUCAACAAUAACUUGUUAGCCAUAGUCAAUGUAUCAGUCUCUCUGGUUUCUCCUCUCUCGCUCCGGUUGAAGGAUGAAUUUAGUUGGAAGUAGUCUGAAUUCACUCUGAGGGGAGCAGCAAGGUUAUAAGAAGCUGGCAACUGAGGUACCUUGGACAAUAGUGGAAAAAGUCAUCAUCACGAUUGUGGAAUCCUUAUCUGCUCCUUCACACCUCCCUCCUUCCCCCCUCCUCCCUUUUUAAAUUCAUUUUAACCUUGCCUUGCAAAGCCUUUAAGAAGACAGCAAGGAGAAAGACAUUGGACUACUGGAGAGAGAACUUUUUUUUGGUAGACGCUCUAGUCUUGGGUGAAGUUCUCCCCAAAAAAAAAAAAAGACAAUGACAUCUAAGGAAGAAGCCAAACCAUCUUCUGUGGAAGAGAGAAGGAGAAAUGCCUUGGACCACUUACCACCUCCUGCAAAUUCUAACAAACCCCUGACUCCAUUCAGCAUUGAGGACAUCCUGAACAAGCCCUCAGUCAGGAGAAGUUACACCAUCUGUGGGACAGCUCAUCUGCUGUCCACUUCGGAGAAGCCCCCUCCUGCAGGGUUACCUUUGUCCAGCAGAACACUUCUCUCCCAGACCUCACCUCUAUGUGCCCUGGAGGAACUAGCCAGCAAGACCUUCAAAGGUCUGGAAGUCAGUGUCCUGCAAGCUGCUGAAGGACGAGAUGGGAUGACAAUAUUCGGUCAGAGACAGACUCCAAAAAAGAGGAGAAAAUCCAGAACAGCUUUUACAAACCAUCAAAUCUAUGAGCUCGAAAAACGCUUUUUAUACCAGAAAUAUUUAUCCCCUGCGGACAGAGACCAAAUCGCCCAGCAGUUGGGACUGACCAACGCUCAGGUCAUCACCUGGUUUCAAAACCGAAGAGCGAAGCUCAAAAGAGACCUAGAGGAGAUGAAAGCAGAUGUCGAGUCAGCCAAAAAAAUGAGCCCUACCUCAGUGGAAGCUGUGCUCACCAUCUCUGAACUUGAGGAGACAGAGUCUCUAGGUCUAGACGGGUCUAAGGACAGGUCCAGGUCCCCCCAUCAUGUCCUGGGCAGCCACCUUCACAUGUCUCCUUCAUCCCCCUUCACAGAACAGCACACCAGCAAAGAGUGCUCAGAAGAUGAGGAGGACGUGGAAAUAGAUGUUGAUGACUAAUUUAUUAUUAUUAUUUUCAUUUUUUUUUAUUAAAAGACAUUGAACUAAAAGCAAGAAUGGACAGUAUUAAUGCUGCACUUGUGUCCUACCCUCAAAUCAUGAUUUACACCCAAGACAAUAUUUUUUUUUUCAAUUAAAGCAAUAAGUAAUAUUUAAAAAAAAAAAAAAAAAAAAGACUGAAAUGACUUCGGCUGCCCAAUCAGGUAGUUUCAUCUUUUAUUUGUAUUUUUGUUUUUGUUUAUUAUUAUUAUAAUGAUUAUUAUUUUUUGGAAUGGUGCAAUUGUGUAAGGCGUCUGUAAAAUAUAUAUUUAAGCAUAUUUUUUUAAGCUUUGAUUUUUAAUCUAAAUACAAUCUACAUAUCACCUAGCUUUGGGGGGAAAAAAAUCACAAUCACUAUUUUGCAACAGAAAUAUUUUCAAUUUUUUUCUCCAGUAUCCGGCAUUAUUCUCUUGCAUGUAAAGAAAAAAAAAAACAAUAAAAUGAAAAGUGCACGAUUUUUUUCCUUUGAUUUUAUUUUUGCUUGCUUUAUAAAUUGUAUUGUUGUCAUUUUUUUUAUUUUUUUUACCACUUGACAUGUCUACAUCACUCUAUAUUUCCUUUGAUCAAUCAGACUUAAAAAAAAAAAAAUUCAAUCAUUUCUACACGGCUCUGCCAUGACAGCACUUUUUUUUUUUUUUCACUUUUAUGCGACUGUGUGGUUUUUAAAAGAAAAUAAUUCUACCUUUCAUAAAUUAUUAUUAUUCAUACAAAGGAAGUCGAAAGACGUAUUUUUACUUGUUUCUAGGAGUUUGCAUGAUACAAUGAGAUGCAACCGAUGGCAUACUGCAUACAAAGUUCUAUACAGAUUAAAUGUACAGGCAAAAGAUUUCUUAGGAUUGUACAAAGAUAAAAAAGCAUUGUAAAGGCCUGCUAUUUAAGUUUCAAUUGCCAAAAGCAA